Molecule: messenger RNA, 2232 nt
Organism: Parnassius apollo (apollo)
Lineage: Eukaryota; Metazoa; Arthropoda; Insecta; Lepidoptera; Papilionidae
Source: the annotation of a GenBank genome assembly
AUGGCGCGCACUAAAGUUAAUAAAAGAAAGAAAGGUAACCACACUGCUGAUAACAUGCUUCAGGCUAUCAGACAUUAUAGGCAAGGAUGGAGUAUUAGAAAAGCAGCUAAAGAGUAUAAUGUAUGCUAUCCAACACUGCAACGUUACAUUAAAAAAAAUGUAAAUGUUAGUACUUCGGAUUUACACAAGCAGCGAUUGACACCCAAUUAUGAUGUCAACAAAAUAUUUACUAAUGAACAAGAAAAAUCACUGACAGAAUAUAUCAAAGAGUGUGCGUUAAAAUUUUAUGGGUUAUCCACUAAAGACGUUCGAAGCCUUGCUUAUCAAAUGGCAACUAUUAAUAAUAUUAAAACUCCUGAUAGUUGGAAUCGUGAAAAAAUGGCAGGCCUUGAAUGGCUUCGGUCAUAUAGAUCAAGGAAUCUGGAUUUAUCCUUGAAAAAACCAGAAUCCUGCAGCCUUGCUCGUGCCACCGCUUUUAACAAAGACACAGUUAAGAUGUUUUUUGAUAACUUAAAGAACAUUAUGGAACGCCACCCAUCUUUUGGAAAUGGCUGUAGAAUCUACAAUUUGGAUGAAACUGCUACUACAACCGUUCAGAAGCCGCUAAAAGUUAUAGCACCUAAAGGGCGCCAGAAUAUUUGUAAAAUAACUAGUGGAGAGAAGGGUACAUUAGUGACAACAUGUGCUAUUGUCUGUGCGUCUGGGCAAGCCUUACCUCCGGCGUUAGUUUUUCCAAGGAAGAACUUAAAGGAUUAUAUGAUGACUGGCGCCCCCAUUGGAUCCCUCGGACUUGCUAAUCCAAGUGGGUGGAUGAACGCAGAGUUGUUUAUUGAAGUAAUGAAGCAUUUUAUAAAACAUACCUCUGCAAGUUCAGAAAAUCCAGCUUUAUUGAUCAUGGACAAUCACGAAUCCCAUUUAAGUAUUGAAGCUUUGGACAUGGCGAAACGUUCUGGAGAGACAAUCCUUACAUUACACCCCCACACAACAAGUAAAAUGCAACCUCUUGACGUGGGCUUAAUUGGUCCCUUCAAAGCCUAUUAUAAUAGUGCCGUAGAUUCAUGGUUAAUGAGAAAUCCCGGAAAACAGAUGACUAUAUACAAUAUAGCCGAGUGCGUAGGAUACGCAUAUGCAAAAUCAAUGACGCCAGUUAAUAUAACCUCUGCUUUUAAAAAAUGUGGUAUUUUCCCAUUCGACGCAGACGUUUUUAGCGAAAUUGACUUCAUGCCAUCUGCUGUUACUGAUAGAGACCAACCGGAAACGUCAUCUGCGAAAUUAAUGGCUGCACCUUCUGAACAAUUAAACGACAGAAAGAAUCUUGUUAGUCCAUCAUCAGAUAUUACCUGUGCUCAUAGUCCAAUACUGUUUGAGGAAAACCCUUCUGAAGAUGUUGGAGGUAAUAAUACUGGAAUCCGGAGUGCUGAAAGUCCAUCUUUAUUGGAAUCUACUACUCCUGAACACAUUAUGGCUCUUUUUGAAGCACAAAAUUCUCAAAGUCCAUCUUCAAUUAUGCACGAAGUUCUGAAAGAUACAGGCGACCGGGCAUUUAAAUCACCUAAAGAAUUUAUGCUGCCCUUAAAAAGUGGACCACGAGCUGGACGUCGUAAGCCGAGAAAACUAGGAAAAAGCAUGAUUGCUACGGAUACGCCAGAAAAGAAUCAGAUAGCUGAAGAACGAAAAAAAACACGAGACAAGAAGUCUGCGGCAAGUGCAAUUAAACGACCUAUACUGCAAGACAAAAAUUUCGAAGAACCAAGGAAAAAGAAGAAAGCAAAGAAGGUUGUAAUUCCAUCAGAUCCUGAAACAAGUGAAGAGGAAAAUUUUGAGGUUAUAGAUUUGAGCGAGUCUGAUAUAAGUGGUAGAGAGGAUGAAGAUGAAGAUCUUGAUGCUGACAAUUUACCUAUGGUAAACGAAAACUUUCGAGAACUAGAAAGAAAGCCUAAAUGUAAUGAUUACGUAUUGGUAUCAUUCAAUACUAAAAAGAUAAAAAUAUAUUAUGCUGCAGUAAUAACAGAAGUUUUGAAUUCUGAGACCUACGUAGCGUCUUUUAUGAGACUUAUAGUAAAAGAGGAUAUGAAAUGUAAAUACUACAUGCCAUUAGAACCGGAUUUUGCUGAAGUGAAUAUUACAGAUAUUAAAAUGAUUCUACCGCUACCAAAAAUAAAUGGCACAAAAACCCGAAACUCUACUUAUGUUUUCCCACUUCGCAUGUCACCAAAGUUAAAUUUGCGAUAG